Messenger RNA from Drosophila persimilis, 4225 nucleotides. RefSeq names its product tyrosine-protein phosphatase 99A (gene Ptp99A). The record is from RefSeq and is a predicted model, not a curated record. The transcript has 11 exons. Gene Ontology annotation, molecular function: protein tyrosine phosphatase activity; protein binding. Bases 199 to 4140 code for a protein of 1313 amino acids. Gene Ontology annotation, biological process: protein dephosphorylation. Lineage: Eukaryota; Metazoa; Arthropoda; Insecta; Diptera; Drosophilidae.
CGCACAAAAUGUUGUAAGCAAAACGAGAGAAAAUCAAAAGACUUUCAGUCCUGCUGCACGGUGGGACGAGAACGCACAAAAAGCUCUCCAAAACAAAGCGAAAGCACGCACAAAGUGAAUCAAAAACGAGUGAGAAUCAAAGAGGGGCAAACCCCAACAGAAACCAUCUUCAACUCCGACUUCCAACAACGAAUCGCCAUGCCACGCCCCCAGCACGCCCUGCUGCGAGCCCUACUGAAGCUGAUGCUCUUCGCCAGCAUUGCGGAGCACUGUGCCACGGCGCUGCCCACCACCUCCUCGCCGGCGCCCUUCACGGCGCCAACGCCGAUGGCCAACAACAGCAGCAGCAGCAGCCCGAAUCGUGAUCUGGCCGAUCUAGUCAACGCUGAGGCCGAGACCGGCUCCGGAUGGGAAACACUUGAGACUGAAUUCAACCUGGCAUCGACCACCACCAGCGCCCACAGCACCACCUCCCAGCUCCACCCCGACGAGCAGCAGCAGCAGCCCACAUCUCCCACCUCCAUCGAGCAGCAGGAUCAGCCGCCAGAGGUGCCGGCCACCACUCUGUCCUUCGCCAACGCCGUGCCCGGGCCCGUUCCCGUGGCCGGGGAAAUGGGCAAUGGUUCCGGGUUCGGCUUCAACGACGCCACACCCCCCUAUGCUGCAGUCGACGAAAGUUAUGUGCCAAGCAAGCCCCAGAAUCUCACCGUACUAGAUGUGUCCGCGAACAGCAUCACGAUGUCGUGGCAUCCGCCGAAGAACCAGAACGGGGCCAUCGCCGGCUACCAUGUCUUCCACAUACACGACAACCAGACGGGCGUGGAGAUUGUGAAGAACUCGCGGAAUUCGGUGGAGACCCUCAUACACUUUGAGCUGCAGAAUUUGCGACCCUAUACCGACUACCGGGUGAUUGUGAAGGCGUUUACCACCAAGAACGAGGGCGAACCCUCCGAUCAGAUUGCCCAGCGCACGGACGUGGGGGGCCCCAGUGCGCCGGCGAUUGUGAAUCUCACCUGCCACUCGCAGGAGUCCAUAACGAUACGCUGGCGAAGACCCUACGAGUUCUACAACACGAUCGACUUCUACGUGAUAAAGACGCGUCUGGCGGGCCAGGACUCGCAUCGGGAUAUUCGGAUCAAUGCCUCGGCCAAGGAACUGGAAACGGCGAUGAUUCUGCAAAAUCUAACAACCAAUUCGUACUACGAGGUCAAAGUGGCAGCGGCAACAUUCAGUGUCAUAAAUCCAAAGAAAAUCGUCUUGGGCAAAUUCUCAGAGUCAAGGAUUAUCCAACUGCAGCCGAACUGCGAGAAGCUCCAGCCACUGCUCCGGCAAUCGCAUAACGAUUACAACCUGGCCGUCCUCGUGGGCAUCAUCUUCAGCUGCUUCGGCAUCAUACUGAUCAUCAUGGCCUUCUUCCUCUGGAGCAGAAAGUGCUUCCACGCUGCCUACUACUAUCUGGACGAUCCGCCACACCAUCCCAACGCCCCGCAGGUGGACUGGGAGGUGCCCGUCAAGAUUGGCGACGAGAUCCGUGCCGCAGUGCCCGUGAAUGAGUUUGCCAAGCAUGUGGCCUCGCUGCACGCAGAUGGGGACAUUGGCUUCAGCAGGGAGUACGAGGCCAUUCAGAACGAGUGCAUCAGCGACGACCUGCCCUGCGAGCACUCCCAUCACCCGGAGAACAAGCGCAAGAACCGCUAUCUGAACAUCACAGCCUACGAUCACAGUCGCGUCCAUCUGCAUCCCACGCCGGGACAAAAGAAGAACCUGGACUACAUAAAUGCCAACUUCAUUGAUGGCUACCAAAAGGCGCACGCCUUCAUCGGCACCCAGGGCCCGCUGCCCGACACCUUCGACUGCUUCUGGCGCAUGAUCUGGGAGCAGCGCGUGGCCAUCAUUGUGAUGAUCACGAAUCUGGUGGAGCGCGGCCGACGCAAGUGCGACAUGUACUGGCCGAAGGAUGGGGUCGAGACCUACGGCGUCAUUCAGGUGAAGCUCAUCGAGGAGGAGGUCAUGUCCACGUACACGGUUCGCACGCUGCAGAUCAAGCAUCUGAAGUUGAAGAAGAAGAAGCAGUGCAACACGGAGAAGCUUGUCUACCAGUAUCACUAUACGAAUUGGCCAGAUCAUGGCACCCCGGAUCACCCCUUGCCCGUGCUGAACUUCGUGAAGAAAUCCUCGGCUGCCAAUCCCGCCGAGGCUGGUCCCAUUGUCGUGCACUGCAGCGCUGGCGUUGGUCGCACUGGCACCUACAUCGUUCUGGACGCCAUGCUCAAGCAGAUCCAACAGAAAUCGAUUGUGAAUGUGUUUGGUUUUCUGCGUCACAUCCGGGCCCAGCGGAACUUCCUUGUCCAGACCGAGGAGCAGUACAUAUUCCUGCACGACGCCCUCGUGGAGGCCAUAGCAUCGGGCGAGACAAAUUUGGCGAGCGACCAGGUCGAGGAGCUGCGGAACUGCACUCCAUAUUUGGAGCAGCAGUACAAGAACAUCAUCCAGUUCCAGCCAAAGGACAUACACAUUGCGUCGGCCAUGAAGCAGGUCAACUCGAUCAAGAAUCGCGGUGCCAUCUUCCCCAUCGAGGGCAGCCGGGUGCAUCUCACCCCCAAGCCGGGCGAGGACGGCAGCGACUAUAUCAACGCUUCGUGGCUGCACGGCUUCCGGCGGCUGCGGGACUUCAUUGUCACCCAACACCCCAUGGCCCACACGAUAAAGGAUUUCUGGCAAAUGGUCUGGGACCACAAUGCGCAGACCGUCGUGCUGCUGUCCUCCCUCGAUGAUAUAAACUUUGCCCAGUUCUGGCCAGACGAGGCCACGCCCAUCGAGAGCGAUCACUAUCGCGUGAAAUAUCUGAACAAGACCAACAAGAGCGACUACGUGACUCGGGACUUUGUCAUUCAGUCCAUACAGGAUGACUACGAGCUGACGGUCAAGAUGCUGCACUGUCCCAGCUGGCCGGAGAUGUCCAAUCCGAACAGCAUUUACGACUUCAUUGUGGACGUCCAUGAGCGCUGCAAUGACUAUCGCAAUGGACCAAUUGUUAUAGUGGACAGGUACGGUGGGGCGCAGGCGUGCACCUUCUGUGCCAUCUCAUCGCUGGCCAUUGAGAUGGAAUACUGCAGCACGGCGAAUGUCUACCAGUAUGCCAAGCUGUAUCACAAUAAGCGGCCCGGGGUGUGGACAUCCAGCGAGGACAUACGCGUCAUCUACAAUAUACUUUCAUUUUUGCCUGGCAAUUUGAAUCUGCUGAAGCGCACGGCGCUACGCACUGAAUUCGAGGAUGUGACAACGGCCACGCCGGAUCUCUAUAGCAAAAUAUGCAGCAAUGGUAAUGUUCCCCAGCAUAUCAUACUCCAGCAGCAGCAGCUGCUGCACCAACAGCAAUACCAACAACAUCAGCAGCAGCAACAGUUGCAGCUACAGCUGCAACAGCAGCAGCCACUAGCACUCGCACAAGCACAGCCACAGCCACAACCACAACCACAAACACAAAUACAGACCACUCGUAGUCAUAGUGAACUAAAUGAGACAGCAUCCAAUACACCCUCCAAUACUAAUCCCAGCCUCUUGCCCAUCUCAUCAUUGUUACCGCCCACAGUUGUUCCAACAUCCAAUACCUCCACACCACCACCACUACCAGCACCACCAAUAUCUCCAUCUCCGUCACCACCAACAGUCCAACUCCAACUCCAGUCACCACCAUCACCAUCCCAGCGAGAUAUGCCCAGUCCGAGUGGCACUGCAACAACCGGCACUGCAACACCAACACCAACAUCAACACCAACACCAAACAUCAUCCCCACUGCAUCCCCAACAAAUCUAACCCAUACUAAUGCCAAUUUCCAUACUGUUACUAAUAAUGCUGCUCAUCUGGUGAACAAUGAACUGACGCCGAUGCUCGAUGAUCUGAACUUUGAACAACAUCAACAACAACAAAUGCUGGCACUGAUGCAACAACAAACGCAACUGCAACAACAAUACAACAUGCAUCAUCAUAAUCACAACGCCAAUUCGGUGGCUGGUGAACUGCUGACUCCAACAACAACGCCUGAAUCAACAACAACAACAACAAUCGCAACUACGAUGAACAACAAUGUCACAACUGCAGCAGCGACAGAUGCUCAAAACUUAGAUAUUGUAGGCUAAACUAAAGAUAAAAUUUACAACAGCAGAUGGCGAUUAGGAGAUUAAAUCAUUUUAUAAAUGUUUAAAAAUAUAUAUAUUUAAAAUU